CCUCUCCACCAGCAGUGCAUAGAGUGAGAGCAGUGCGUUGAAGGAUGCGGCGAAGGAGCUUCAGCAGCGGCGCUACGAGCGCGUUGAAGGAAAAGAAAUGGGACGCGCUGAUCAUCGGCGGUGGCCACAACGGCCUCACAGCCGCCGCCUACCUCGCACGCGCCGACCUGUCCGUCGCCGUCCUCGAGCGCCGGCACCUCAUCGGUGGCGCCGCAAUCACCGAAGAACUCGUCCCCGGCUUCAAGUUCUCCCGCUGCAGCUACCUCCAGAGCCUCCUCCGACCCUCAAUCAUCAGGGAGUUAGAGUUACGGCGUCACGGAUUGAGGCUCUUGAAGAGGAGUCCGUCCUCGUUUACGCCUUGUUUGGACGGUCAUUAUCUUCUAUUGGGGCCUGAUAAGGAACUCAAUCGCUCAGAGAUUUCCAAGUUCUCGGAACGAGACGCCGAUGCUUAUCCAAGGUAUGAAAAUCAGCUAGAGAAGUUCUGUAAAUUCAUGGAUCCGCUUUUGGAUUCAGCCCCUCCUGAAUCUUUGCAAGGUGAGUCGUCUUUUAAGGAUCAAUUCAAGAAUAGAAUGCACCGAUCAGCUUUUUGGGCUCGUUGUCUGCGGCAGGCUGUAGCCUUGGGCCAGAAAGAUAUGAUGGACUUUAUGGACCUUUUAUUGUCCCCGGCUUCAAAGGUUUUGAAUAACUGGUUUGAGACAGAUGUUCUGAAGGCAACCCUUGCAACAGAUGCUGUAAUAGGAGCUACGGCAAGUGUCCAUACACCCGGCUCUGGAUAUGUUUUACUUCAUCACAUGAUGGGAGAAACUGACAGUGAUCACGGAAUUUGGUCGUAUGUGGAAGGUGGGAUGGGUUCAGUAUCCUUGGCUAUCGGUAAUGCUGCUAGGGAACAUGGGGCUCAUAUUGUGACAAGUGCGGAGGUUUCACAAUUGUCGAUUGAAGACUCUGGUGCAGUGAAUGGGGUAUUGCUGGCUGAUGGUACACUGGUGCAUUCUUCAAUUGUUUUAUCAAACGCAACACCAUAUAAAACUUUCAUGGAUUUAGUGCCUAAAAAUGUUCUUCCUGAUGAUUUCAUCCAAGCUAUUAAGUACUCUGACUACAGUUCUGGAACUACAAAAAUAAACUUAGCAGUUGAUAAAUUGCCCCAGUUUCAAUGUUGCAAGCUAGGCCAUCCUGAUGCUGGUCCUCAGCAUGUCGGCACCAUUCAUAUUGGUUCUGAAAGUAUGGAGGAGAUUCAUGCAGCCUGUCAAGAUGCUACCAAUGGAUUACCAUCAAGAAGACCAAUUAUUGAAAUGACAAUUCCCUCUGUACUUGACAGGACUAUAUCUCCACCUGGUAAGCAUGUGAUCAAUCUGUUUAUUCAAUACACACCCUAUAAACCAUUGGAUGGUAGCUGGGGAGAUCCUGCUUAUAGAGACUCAUUCGCACAAAAAUGUUUCACCUUGAUUGACGAAUAUGCCCCUUCAUUCAGCACAUCAAUUAUUGGCUAUGACAUGUUGACUCCGCCAGAUCUUGAAAGGGAAUUUGGCUUGACAGGAGGAAAUAUCUUCCAUGGUGCUAUGGGAUUGGAUUCUCUCUUUCUCAUGCGACCGGUAAAAGGAUGGUCAAAUUAUAGGACUCCACUCCGAGGGUUGUACCUGUGUGGGAGCGGCACCCAUCCCGGUGGUGGUGUGAUGGGUUCACCUGGACGUAAUGCUGCGCAUAUUGUUCUUCAAGAUGUCAAGAAACAUUUGAAUUAAUAUAUGGGAAUGGGAUGAUCAUUCGCAGGUGGUCUGAAAUGUUUUUAAUUUCUUUUAUCCUUUUGAUAGGAUUUUCUUUCAUUUAUAUCUUACUUAAGAAUGUGGGGGAACAAGCCACUCUUUUGCA
Molecule: messenger RNA, 1863 nt
Organism: Alnus glutinosa
Lineage: Eukaryota; Viridiplantae; Streptophyta; Magnoliopsida; Fagales; Betulaceae
Exons: 16
Coding region: 45-1736 (563 amino acids)
Source: RefSeq, a predicted model, not a curated record